Messenger RNA from Exserohilum turcica Et28A, 1383 nucleotides. RefSeq lists its product as uncharacterized. The coding region runs from base 1 to 1383 and encodes 460 amino acids. The transcript has a single exon. The record is from RefSeq and is a predicted model, not a curated record. NCBI's taxonomy places the organism in Eukaryota, Fungi, Ascomycota, Dothideomycetes, Pleosporales, Pleosporaceae.
AUGGCAGCCGCACUACCAAGCCAAGCACAGUCGGCGCGUCAACUCUACAGUUACGUGGUUCAACCGCAGUUGUACAGCGACCACCACCAUGCAGAUCGCCAAAACACGCCAGAAGGGCCCAUCUCGAUUGCCUUCACAAGGUCAAGCCGGCGGACCAUCCACACCAACAAUGACCUGGUCAAGGGCGUAGUCCAUGUCAAGGCGCGGCUGCAGAUCAAGCGCGUCAACAUCCAGUUCAUCGGCAAGACGACAUGUCGCAUUUCCAACGACCGCAACCCGGCGAAUCCACACGUGGCCGAAGUCGAGCUCUUCCGCCACGACAAGACGCUGUCACGGAGCGCGACACGCAGUGCGACCUGCCCUUCUUCGCGCGUAGAGUAUCCCUUUGAAUUCCGGUUUCCAGAGGCCGUCGAGGCCAAACCCAGGCCGCAAAACGAAGCGCCAUAUCAGCCAGACGCCCUCUUUGCACAUGAAAAGGGCCAUCCGCUUCCGCCGUCGCUGUGGUGGCAUGAAAGCACCAUUUGCAACGAGUACUAUCUGAGAGCCGAAUACGUCGCCGAGCAAACAUCAUUUACGUUGAACCCCGUGGUGGUACAGCAACUCCGCUUCAGCCCGUCGGUCCCAGAGCUCGACAUCACCAGCCGACCACCUCUUCUCCCCGCGCCACCCAUACGCUUGGAGCGCAAAUCGCGCCCAUCGACGCCGGAACCAAGCAUCAGAGAGCGGCGUGCGUCGCUCAGACGCCUGACGACGGGACUGCGCGGGGGCAGCAGUGAAAAACACGACGACGCAACAGCAACGUCGCUCCUGGUGCUACGGGCGCCGGCGCAUUACCGCGUGGGCGCCAGCAGCACGCUCAAAAUCUCGCUGCAGGCCACGCUGAGCGACAGCUUCGAUCAGCAGCCGGCGCCCGUGUACCUCCGCGGGAUCCGCGCCCAAGUCAGCGCCCAUAUUGCCUUUCGCGUGCCGCUGGCCUCGGCGUCCAGCGGCCAAGUCACCCACGCCAGCAUGGAAAAGUUCGAUCUGUUCAACCAGCGCUACAGCAAGCCCGGCGUGCAAAUCACACAAGACACGCUACUCGACGACCUGCACAUUGCCAACAUUGUGCCCCCGACCUUUACGACAUAUGCGGUUGCGCUGCACUACGACGUCAAGUACAACCUGUUGCUGGACUGUGCGGGCAAAGAGUCGGAGCAUGAGGUUGAAAUGAAAAACGUUCGUAUCGAGCCCAUGACCAGGCCUGGGGGUCAGCUGGGGCCGCCCGAGGAGCCACCGCCGCCAAUGAGAGAGGGAGAGCAUUAUGUAGCCCAGGAAAUGUUGAGGCGCGAGGGUGCUGAUGGACAUGUAGCUGAGCACGAUCUUCCACCUGCGUAUUCCAGGUAA